Messenger RNA from Bipolaris victoriae FI3, 1158 nucleotides. RefSeq lists its product as hypothetical. Bases 1 to 1158 code for a protein of 385 amino acids. The transcript has 2 exons. Gene Ontology annotation, biological process: macroautophagy. NCBI's taxonomy places the organism in Eukaryota, Fungi, Ascomycota, Dothideomycetes, Pleosporales, Pleosporaceae. The record is from RefSeq and is a predicted model, not a curated record. Gene Ontology annotation, cellular component: fungal-type vacuole membrane.
AUGCUUAAGCAGCUCUCUAUUGCCGCCGCCCUCGCGGCUGCUGCCGUCGCGCAGAACACUCCCAGUCUCGCUGACGCGUUGAAAUCGUCGUCCGAACUGUCGACUCUCGCGGGUCUCGUCCCUCAAGAUGUUCUUCAGUCACUCAGCAGUGCCAGCAACAUCACCAUCCUCGCGCCCGGAAACUCGGCUUUUGAGAAAGUCAGCCCUCAGCUAUUGUCUUCUCUGACUUCCAACCAGGGCGCCAUUACUGCCCUCCUCCAGUAUCACGUCCUCAAUGGAUCGUACCCAUCUUCUGCUAUCCCAGACGAGGGCGCUUUCGUUCCUACGCUUCUGACUAACAGCUCGUACACCAACGUCACUGGCGGCCAGGUCGUCCACGCUACGACUGAAGACGACAAGGUUGUCUUCUACACUGGAAGCCUAAGCAACUCGACCGUCACCACAGCCAAUGUUAACUUCACCGGCGGUGUAAUCCACAUCAUCGACACCCUCCUCACCAUUCCUGGCUCCGUCUCCGACAUCGCCACAGCUGCAGGCCUAACCUCCGUCCGCGGCGCCCUCGUCUCCGCCAACCUGGUCCAAACCGUCGACACCACUCCCGACGUAACCAUCUUCGCACCCACCAACCAGGCCUUCCAGAACAUUGGUUCUGCCCUUCCCGGCCUCUCCACCGACGACCUCACCAAGAUCCUCACUUACCACGUGAUUGCCGGCACCGUCGGCUACUCAACCCGCCUUGCAAACGGCACCUCCAUCGCCACCGUCAACGGCGCUAAUGUAACCAUCACCGUCAACGACGAUGGCAUUUACGUCAACAACGCCGAGGUCGUUAUUGCCGACGUCCUCGUUGCCAACGGUGUCGUCCACGUCAUCGACCAGGUCCUGAACCCCAACAACACCACUGUUUCUGACAGCGAGGACGGUGUGCCCGCAUACUCGGGUGCCACCCCCGUCUCCAACGCUCCAUUUACUUCUGGCCAGCCUACUCCCUCUGCGCCUAUUGGCGGUGGUGCUGGUGCUGGAAAUGGUACUCGUCCUACCGGUACUGGCACGCCUACUGGCUCGGGGCUCCCUCAGGCUACUGCUAAUGCUGCGCCUGCGGUUGCUGUGUCUGGUGGAUUUGCUGCCCUCUUUGCCGCUGCUGCUUUCUUCUUGUAA